Sander lucioperca (pikeperch) is the source of this 1920-nucleotide messenger RNA. It is a transcript of the gene ltv1, whose product is annotated as LTV1 ribosome biogenesis factor. Gene Ontology annotation, biological process: ribosomal small subunit biogenesis; ribosomal small subunit export from nucleus. Lineage: Eukaryota; Metazoa; Chordata; Actinopteri; Perciformes; Percidae. The transcript has 11 exons. Gene Ontology annotation, cellular component: preribosome, small subunit precursor; cytosol; nucleus. Bases 204 to 1634 code for a protein of 476 amino acids. The record is from RefSeq and is a predicted model, not a curated record.
CUCCCCCGUUGUUUUUCCGAAAUGGUUCUUUCCAGUAAUGGUGGCAGCAGCACGUUGAAGGAGAAUCCAGCGUGGAUAAACAACAACAACGGCACUUUCUGGAUUUAAACGGUUAAUUGUUUUGAACAGCUACCUGUAGUUUGAGGUUUGAGCAUCUCUAACCCCUAUUAGUCGAAGGAAACCAGCAGAUAUUCCGUUACAAGAUGCCUCAUCGGAAGAAGAAGUCGUUCAUUGAAAAGAAGAAGGCCGUGACCUUUCACCUGGUCCACAGGAGUCAGAGGGACCCGCUGGCUGCAGACGAGAAAGCCCCGCAACACGUCCUGCUGCACGCCAACAAGGUUUCUCAGGUGGACACAGAGAAGAGGCGCGAGGAGCAGAGGGAGUUUGGCGUGUUCUUCGAUGAUGACUACAACUACCUGCAGCACCUGAAGGAGCCGUCGGUCCCGUCGGAGCUGGUGGCCGCCGGCCCCCGGCACACCGACAGGCGACUUCAUCUCGAAGAUGAAGAGGACGAGGAGGACGAGGAGGGUGAAACGGACAAGGCCAUUUCUGCCGCUAGCAUCAACCUUCCUUCUUCAGUGUUCGCCUCAGAGUUUGAAGAGGAGGUGGGACUUCUGAACAAAGCCGCUCCUAUCUCAGGACCACGGCUGGACAUGGACCCCGACAUCGUGGCUGCUCUCGACGAAGACUUUGACUUCGACGACCCCGACAACCUCCUGGAUGACGACUUCAUCGCCAAAGCGAACACUGCGAGCGGAGCCGCGGACAUCGAAGAUGACGAUGACGAGGAUGACGAUGAUGACGAGUGGGAGGACACAGACGAGGAAGGCGACUUUGACUCUGAAGGCGGGUUUUCGGGUGACGAGAACAUGGAAGGCCGCGGACCAGAGUUUCUCUUCAUGGACGAAGAGACGAAGAGUCGAUUCACAGAGUACUCGAUGACGUCGUCCGUGAUGCGGAGGAACGAGCAGCUCACCCUGCUGGACGACCGCUUCGAAAAGUUUUACGAGCAGUUUGAUGACGACGAGAUCGGCGCUCUGGACAACGCAGAGCUGGAGGGCUUCAUCCAGCCGGACAGCGCUCGCCUGGAAGAAGUUAUCAAAGACUAUUUCAUACAGAAAGAGAAAGAAUACCUGAGGCCUGAUGACUUGGGUCCAAAAGAACUUCCUGUCCUGAAGGAGGAAGAGGAAGAUGAUGAGGAGGAAGACGAGAUGGAAACGGUUGUUAUCAAAGCUCCGGAAGAGAAGUGGGACUGUGAAACCAUCAUCAGCACAUAUUCCAACAUAUAUAACAGACCCAAGAUCAUUCAGGAACCACCAUCGACCAAGCCGAUCCGUGUGUCCAGUAAGACGGGCAUCCCUCUGGACGUCCUUCCUGCCAAAGGCCUGACCGCCAAGCAGGCGGAGCGCAUGACUCGGAUCAACGACUCGGACCUGCCCCGAGUCUCCACCCAGCUCCGCGACAAGGAGGAGAGCAAAGAGGAGAGGAAGGCCAGGAAACAGGCCAUCAAGGAAGAACGCAAGGAGCGGAGAGUGGAGAAGAAAGCCAACAAGAUGGCGUUCAAGGAAGAAAAAGUCCGCCAGGAGAAGCAGAUGUUGAACCUGAGAACAAACGUUCAAGGCCUGAAGCUUUAGCAACAAACUUUAGCCCGCACAGACUUUUUACCCGUUGGUGGCGUGCGUCAUCAGCGGACACGCCGCUCUUCACCUCAGUGGAGCCAAACGAACGACGCCAGUCAGACGACUGACGGGGUGCUGAGAGGCUCAGGUUCUCUCAAAUCAUCACGACAUAGUUAAUUUAAUAAAAGGAGCAAAAACUAACUUUAUUUACAGGCCUUGUCAUUAUGUUGUAGCAGGUUGAAAUCCAGGAAUACUAAAGGCUUGGUAUUGAGUAGGAGUAUUAAAAACGUAUGAGCCAAAA